AUGAAAAAGUCCCUAUCAGACACGGGCUGCCCCACCUCUGAUUCGGAAGUGCCCGUCCAUUCAAUUGACACUGAUAAACGACGCAGGAACCUGCAGAUCUGCUUCAUGAAUGAGUCUCUAUCGGACACGGAUAGCCCCACCUCCGAUUCGGAAGUGCCCGCCAUUUUCCCCCACCGACUUGACACCGUCACCCCCAGCCCGUCGCCAUCUGUCCCGCUCGACGACAACUAA
Molecule: messenger RNA, 231 nt
Organism: Phaedon cochleariae (mustard beetle)
Lineage: Eukaryota; Metazoa; Arthropoda; Insecta; Coleoptera; Chrysomelidae
Source: the annotation of a GenBank genome assembly